Messenger RNA from Micromonas commoda, 1929 nucleotides. RefSeq names its product glycosyltransferase family 5 protein (gene GBSSI). The record is from RefSeq and is a predicted model, not a curated record. Lineage: Eukaryota; Viridiplantae; Chlorophyta; Mamiellophyceae; Mamiellales; Mamiellaceae. The transcript has 3 exons. The coding region runs from base 1 to 1587 and encodes 528 amino acids. Gene Ontology annotation, molecular function: alpha-1,4-glucan glucosyltransferase (UDP-glucose donor) activity.
AUGAAGAUCGUCUUCGUCUCCACCGAGGUGGCCCCCUGGUCCAAGACCGGAGGCCUCGGCGACGUCGUCGGCUCCCUUCCCGUCGAGCUCGCCAAGCGCGGCCACAAGGUCAUGACCAUCGCGCCCCGCUACGACCAGUACAAGGGCGCCUGGGAUACCUCCGUCCGCGUCGACGCGCUCGGCCACAACGUCGGCUACUUCCACGAGCACAAGAAGGGCGUCGACCGCGUCUUCGUCGACCACCCCCUCUUCCUCGCCAAGGUUUGGGGCAAGACUGGCUCCAAGCUCUACGGCAAGACCAACGGCGCCGACUACGCCGACAACCAGGAGCGCUUCGCCAUGUUCUGCCAGGCUGCGCUCCAGGCGCCCAUGGUGCUUCCCUUCGGCUACGGCGAGGACGUGUGCUUCGUCGCCAACGACUGGCACUCCGGCCUCGUGCCCGUCAUGAUCAAGAAGGUCUUCCAGCCCCAGGGCAAGUACCUCAACGCCAGGUGCGCCUUCACCGUGCACAACAUCGCCUUCCAGGGCCGCUUCUGGCCCGCCAAGAUGGGCGACUACGGCCUCCCCGAGUCCGCCUCCAACGACUUCUUCUUUGAGGAUGCGCAGGGCAAGAUGUACGACGAGCGCAACCCCAAGAAGGAUGGCCAGAAGUUCCGCAAGGACAACUGGAUGAAGGCUGCCUUCAUCAACUCCGAUCGCAACAUCACCGUGUCCAUGAACUACGCCAAGGAGAUCUCGGGCUCCGCGUCCAAGGGUGUCGAGCUCAACACCAUCAUCAACGCCACCGGCGGCAUCGAGGGCAUCGUCAACGGCAUGGACCCCACCGAGUGGAACCCCGCCACCGACAAGUUCCUCGACAUCACCUACGACAAGAACACCGUCGUCAUGGGCAAGGCUGCCGCCAAGCAGGCGCUCCAGGCUGAGGUUGGCCUCCCCCUCGACCCCUCCGCCCCCGUCUUCGGCUACAUCGGCCGUCUUGAGGAGCAGAAGGGCUGCGACAUCAUGAUGGAGGCUGUCCCCAAGCUCCUCAAGCAGUGCCCCAACGCCCAGGUCGUGAUCCUCGGUACCGGCAAGAAGUCCAUGGAGAAGACCCUCGAGAAGCUCGACAAGAUGUCCCCCCGCAUGGCUGGCGUCGUCCGCUUCUCCAACCCCAUUGCGCACUUCAUCACCGCGGGUGCCGACUUCCUCAUGGUCCCCUCCCGCUUCGAGCCCUGCGGCCUCAUCCAGCUCCACGCCAUGCAGUACGGCACCGUCCCCAUCGUCGCCUCCACCGGUGGCCUCGUCGACACCGUCAAGGAGGGCGUGACCGGCUUCCACAUGGGCGCCAUGGACCCCGACGGUCUCAAGCCCGACGACGUCGAGGCCAUGGUUGACACCUGCGCCGCCGCCGCCGCCACCUACGGCACCCCCACGUACAACAAGAUGUCCUCCACGUGCAUCGGUCAGGACCUGUCCUGGAGGAAGCCCGCGGCGAAGUGGGAGGCUGUGCUCGAGGAGAUGAUGUACAACUCUGGCUACGGCAAGAAGCAGAUGGUUGUCACUCCCAAGGAGGAUCUCGAGGGUGCCAAGACCACCGCGGCGCGCUAAUGGGUCGCCGCCGAUUUGAUGUUCACACCCGCGAACAUCUCUGAGAUUGUUCGCUGAGAGUGUCGACUGCGAUCAGCGAACGAACCAAAUUGCACGCCGCGGGCGCGGGGGCGGGAUCGGGAACGAGUUUUUUUCCCCGCGCCGAUCAUUCUUUAGACACCACAUCUCGAUGUUUUGCACGCCUUAUAGAGGGAGCCGACGAGUUCGGUCCAGAUUUCUCACGGCGGACACCUGCCUUGUUUUUUUGUAUACCUGCACGCGUCUGCUUUGAGAGCACGCAACAGUAGCACUGCGCACUCCUAGAAAGCUUUUCAUAAAGUAAGAUAAGCCAAAAAAUAACGC